GGUGUGUCGCUGAGUGGGGAAAAUCUGUUUGAAACGUGAAGCGGUUGGUGGUGAACCGUGGGCGCCUAAAGCUACGUUUCUUACGAGCCGUGACCCAGUCGUUACCCAGCUGCCUGGGACCUGCCGGGGGACUGGUAGCAGCUAAGCUAGGAGGCUCCGCACCGGCUAAAGGCUCCUGGCUAGCUGGCCUGUUUUCUAAAGUGCGAAGCCGAGACUCUAAGUCUAACAACCUCGCAUCCAACCCUGCAACUAGCGUACACCUAUUACAGAUACCAUUACCAUCACUAAAGGUGGCAGAGGAUAAGCUAAACAUAAGACACACCGAGCACCGAACAGAGCGAGAGGGAGAGGAAAAGGGGGAAGCCAUAGCAGGAAAGUAAGCUAGGAGCUACGCUAGCGGAGAAAACACUUAGAUAACAGUGUAAAUUAGUAGGACGUUUAAUGAAAGGAAAGGAUACUUGAGUGUUACAAGCUUUGUUUGCAACGUUUAGCAGUCGCUAUCAGAUAUAAAACGAUAAUAUUUAGAAAACAGCGGAGAGUAACGCUGUACACACACAGCGGCAGCAAACCUCAGUAACCGGAAGUGACGCGAUACGCUUACCGUCAGUCAGGUUUCUCAAGGUAGAAAGGUAGCAGGCUUUAUUCAAUACAAUCACAGUCUAGUCAGGCAGGGUCAUACACGGGAAGGCUCAGCGACAGUACAAAUAAGGUGCAGACAGGCAGGUAAUUACGGCUGAGGCACAGACAAGGAGCAGGCAGGAAUCAGGAACAAGGAGGAUCAGGAUCAAUGUACGAGGCCCAGACCAAUGGCCCCAAUCGGUACACACAGUUUAUCACAGUAACUGUGACUGACAAGUCAAUGGAUCCCAAAGACCUGCUCAGGUCAGCAGGGCCUGGUAAAGCCAGAGACAUUCUGUUGAUGGUGGCAGUGGACUAGUUUUUGGAGGGUGAAGUGUUUUAACUCAAGGAUUAUGAUCCAAUUUAUGAUCAACCACAUGGGGGCACUCUGCUUCUGGAGACUAACUUUACAUGAAACUCUUGGUGUCAAAACCCUGGUUUAAAGUGGACAUUCCAGGAAACACAGAGGAACCCAGCAUGUCUACCGGACAUGGGAAACCUUCAGACACGAGCACCAGCACCCUCCAGGGCCCUGGGACCCACUUAGGUUGUCUAAUAUGUUAAGUAAUACUAUGUAAGUUUGUGAUACCUGAUCUUCUGUAAGAAACACAACUGUAAUAUUUAAUAGAUAACUUCCACCUGGUAUUAAGUAACAAUAAAAGAUUAAGAACCCAGCAGCUUCCUUGACAUAAUCCUGCAGGUUGGAAAAUUAAACCAAUUGAAUUUAUUGUGAAAUCAAUUUAAUAAGGAGGAAGAAACAUUGGGGAAACACUGUAUUUAGAUGUUCGGUUGCUUAUCAAGAAGAUAAAAAAAAAAGUUUAUUCUGAACAAGAAGUUCUUACAAGGUCUAUGGGCCGACUGUCAUGGUGCAGCAGGGUGAAGGACCUAAACGCACAGCACACACUAGCCUCAGUUUAUGGAGCUUUAAUGAAGGUGGGUGGUCAGACAGGAGCAGGUCGGUAACAGGAGGAUUUUCAAUGGUGGGAAUGAGGAAACUCAGCAGCGCAUCUGAAGACAGAAGAGUAUGUGACAGCAGUCUAAGAAUAAACACAUGAUUUUAGGAAUAAAAUAAAAUGAAAUAACAUCAAUAGAGUCUCUCCAAGUCACCAUUGAGUAACUCUACACACAUACACAAUUAUUUACUCUAUAUGCUUAUGCCUUCUGGCUAUAUGACUGAACAUACACUGAAACUCAUGCCAGAACAUAUCAUGUGCAACAUGGACUAAAACUGGUGACUUAACUCAUGAUUCCAUUUACAGGAAAACAGCCUCUCAAUGUUCCAAUGUGCUUCACAGGCUAUGUCACUCACAUGGCUUUUUUAUAAGACACACACACAUCCUGCCUUCUCUAAUCUCUCUUCUAUCUCUUCUCUACUGCUAAACAAUAAUACAUUGUUGUUGACACACUGAUGUAAAUAAAGACGUAGGGGAUCUGAAUUCUCUCCUCCUCUUGACGCACUCAGUAAUCUGUGAGGUCAGAGGUCAGACAGCAGAGGAUUAAUCUGGAACUGACUCAGGAUCAGUUACACAGCUUGUUAGUUCAUGCUUGAAUGUAAUAUUGAAACUUCUUUCAAGACAGUAUUACUUUGUCUUAGUAGAGAUGUUGGAUGUUGAGCUACUAAUAGUACCGUAGUACUGCAUUUCAGCUAUUCAGUCAAUUUUACCAGCUGUCAGUGUGAAGCAGAUCGUCUGAUGUGCCUGGGUCCAGGUCAGCAUAAGUCAGAUGGCUCUGUUUAACGCCAGGAACAGAACCCGGGAACACAUCCACACGGUCGAUGGAUCGGUAAAAAUAUUAUCAUUGUAGAAAACCGUGUUAUUAGAUUCUAUUUCACGAUGCAUCACUGUGUAUGAGUAUGAACUCACAUCACAUGGAAACACUGUAGCUCUGUAGUCUAAUAAACUUGUCUUUAUAUAUUGCCUCAUUGACUAUUUGACCUAUCAGAUGAGCUGUGUGACCCCUGACCCCUUCCAUCAGGCUGCUAGUCUGAGGCCAGUCCACCUGCUGCUGAACCAGGAUCAGGUUCUAUAUUUAUCUCAGAUUACCAGACUUCCUGCUCGUCUUUAGUCACUGCUCAAGCAGCACCAAUUCAGAGUUUAUUCUAACAUGUCAUUGAGCAGCAGCUCAUCAGUUGGGGGACCCUCCUGGAGGAAUCACAGCUUUAUCCUGGGGGGUAGAGACCCCCCUCUGUCCGACCAGGGAGAGACCAUCAUUGGAGUUUACCUGUUGUUGCUGGGUUGGUUGUCCUGGUUCGGAAACAGCGUUGUCCUCUUCAUUCUGUACAGACAGAGGGCCACUCUGCAGCCCACAGAUUAUCUGACCUUCAACCUGGCCAUUUCUGAUGCCAGCAUCUCAGUGUUUGGAUACUCCAGAGGAAUCAUUGAGAUCUUCAACAUCUUUCAGAACAGCGACUACAUUAUCUCCUCCGUCUGGACCUGUCAGGUGGACGGUUUCUUCACACUGGUGUUUGGUCUUAUCAGCAUCAACACUCUUACAGUCAUCAGCAUCACCCGCUACAUCAAAGGAUGUCACCCCAACAGAGCUCGCCACAUCAGCAGGACCAGUAUUUCCAUGUGUCUGUUGCUUAUCUGGAUCACGGCUGGAUUCUGGUCUGGCGUCCCACUGCUGGGCUGGGGAAGCUACACAGAUCGUGGGUAUGGAACCUGUGAAAUCGACUGGGCCAAAGCAAACUACUCGGGUCUCUACAGGUCCUACAUAAUUUCCAUUCUAAUCUCCUGUUUCCUCAUCCCGGUGCUCGUCAUGCUCUUCUGCUACAUGUCCAUCAUCAACACAGUGAAGCGAGGCAACGCACUGUCGGCAGAGGGAGACCUGAGCGACCGCCAGAGGAAGCUUGAGAGAGACGUCACCAUUGUUUCCAUUGUGAUCUGCACGGCCUUUAUCUUGGCCUGGUCUCCAUAUGCUGUAGUGUCCAUGUGGUCUGCCUGUGGAUUUCAUGUGCCAAACCUCACCAGCAUCUUCACCCGCCUGUUUGCCAAGUCUGCUAGUUUCUACAACCCCCUCAUCUAUUUUGGGCUCAGCUCUAAAUUCCGUAAGGAUGUGGCCAUCCUGCUUCCCUGUGCCCACGAUGCCAAAGACACUGUCAGGCUGAAGCGCUUUAAGCCAAAAGCUGAUGCUCAUGGCCGACCUGCUAUAGGAGGUGGAGCCAAACUCAAAAUCCCUUUGAUCCGGACUGAGAAGAAGUAUUCACCAGUAUCAGAGCUCAACCUGGCACCUAACCUGGACCAUGUGCCAGUGAGCCCCCCUACAACACCACCACCUGUCAACAAGGAGUUUUUUUAUAUCGACAUGCCUCGUUCUUCUGAAAUGGGCUCUGAGUUUGAAUGUGAGAGACUCUGAUGGACCCAUCAAUCCGAAGGACCAGUGGCUGUUCAGAGCCAACCCAGAAAUGUGCCAGAGUAACAGUAUCAAUACCAAGAGUAAAGAAGACUUUAGGUUGUAGUUUUGAAGGUUUUUGAAUUCACUUACGUAGAAUAAAGUUUGACCAAUGUUUAUUUGAUCAAUAACAAAGUAUGAAAACCAAUGUACAGUUGCUCUUACGUCAGACUGUAGUGGCUCCCUGCAGUAAUCAGUUAAAUGAUAACUAAUGCAGAGCAGAGGACAUGGGGUUAGCUGAUUGUCAGAGUAGAAGAUGUCCAGGAUAGAGUCAGGUGGAAGCAGUUGAAUUGCUGUGGCAACGCUUGUUGGAAAUAGCCCAAAGGAGAAGAAAAAUGCAAGUUAUUAGAGUAAUGAUACAUGGAAAAGUCCCAAAUCAGUAUAGUCAAAACAACUUCAGCUGUGAUUAGUAGGUGGGAGAAGCAAGUUCUGCACAUUGGUUCAACCCUGUGACGCCAUAAGCCAGAAUACAUUUAUAUGGAGUCAAAUUAGGGUAUGGUAAGAUUUGUGUCAAUUUAAUGCCCCACAUUAUCUGUGUACGCAUGGUAUAACCCCACUAAGUUCACAAGUAUGGUCACGGUCAACAAUCGGUUCACGCACGCACGUAUCGGUUUACACACGCACAAAUCUAAUCUGACUCUUAUUUGACUCCAUACAUUUACUUCACUCUGUUACAGCUGAAACGCGUUGCCUGUAGUGGUGAGGGAUUGAUGAAACAUCCCGAGGUUUUCUAAGAUAGACUGAUGCGGCCAACCAACCAGAAACAGUAGUUGUAGAUAGAAGGAAGAAGGCUGUGGUCACAAACACGGCAAUACUGAGCAAAGAGAAAGAAGGAACACAAGGUACAUCUGAAAUGGAGAACAGUGCAGAUGCAAGAACAGCUGAAAAACCAUGCAGCUCAAAGUGGAGAGUAGCAAGAAAGAAUCCUAUGCCUCCAAAGCAGAUGGCCACCAACAUCUUUCCUUUCUCCUGUUGCUGCUCAGUGGGAUUUGUUGAGUUUAGUGUAUAUAUUUGUAAUAUGUGGAGUGUAUUGGUGUAUAAACUAAUCUGGGUUAAAAUUAAAGAAUAAAAAAUGGAGAUUGAGACAGAGUAAAACAGAAAGUGUCA
Molecule: messenger RNA, 5115 nt
Organism: Betta splendens (Siamese fighting fish)
Lineage: Eukaryota; Metazoa; Chordata; Actinopteri; Anabantiformes; Osphronemidae
Gene: opn6a
Product: opsin 6, group member a
Exons: 7
Coding region: 2722-3972 (416 amino acids)
Biological process (GO): G protein-coupled receptor signaling pathway
Cellular component (GO): membrane
Molecular function (GO): G protein-coupled receptor activity
Source: RefSeq, a predicted model, not a curated record